Fopius arisanus is the source of this 5988-nucleotide messenger RNA. It is a transcript of the gene mAChR-B, whose product is annotated as muscarinic acetylcholine receptor. Gene Ontology annotation, biological process: G protein-coupled receptor signaling pathway, coupled to cyclic nucleotide second messenger; synaptic transmission, cholinergic. The record is from RefSeq and is a predicted model, not a curated record. Lineage: Eukaryota; Metazoa; Arthropoda; Insecta; Hymenoptera; Braconidae. The transcript is spliced from 5 exons. Gene Ontology annotation, cellular component: dendrite; plasma membrane. Gene Ontology annotation, molecular function: G protein-coupled serotonin receptor activity; neurotransmitter receptor activity. Bases 653 to 3430 code for a protein of 925 amino acids.
UGUUUACGUGACAACAAACGGCAAUAAUGUCAAAAAUACUCAAGAUCACAUUAACAAACACUUUGUGAUCACCAUUCAUCGUCAAAAGUUGAAUAUAUCCAUCUGUUUCUGACCCCCAUUCAGCAUUAUCAUCAGUUAUCAUCAGUUAUCAUCAGUUAUCAUCACCUGUCAUCGGAGAGGAGAACUCGAUGAAAAUUCGUUGAUGUAAUGUGUCGGAUUAAGAAGAACGAGAGCUGCACGAGUGAUAGACAUAAUCUUCGGCAGCCAGAGAGUUGAGAAGUUUGCCGCUAACAUAAAAUUUUAUUAUCCAAUAAAAAUCAAAGUGUCGAGAGUCUUGCACCUCGGGUGUUUAGCAUUGCCAAUAAUUGGAUAGCUGUCAUCGUCGGGGGGACAUUGACAGUUAUCGUCGGGUGAAUGAUCAUAUUGACGGGAAUAAUGACUCGAUCUGUUUUGAUUGGUUGAGAGCUCUUUGGACUGUGUAUCGGCGAGAUAUCAACCGACUUGGUUGCCCCCAAGAAUGUCUCCGAGAUGACUGGAGGACAGUGAGGGGAGGAGUGAGGGGGUGGGUCAUUGACCUUUGGUCAUUGACCUCAGUUUAAAGGACAGAAGAAAUCUGAAAGUUGGACGUGACGGAAGAGGAGAAAAUCGGGGGAUGGAGACUAACAACGCAACUGAUAAUACCGGUCUCAAUGUCACCGAGGCAAAUCGCACGACAACUCCUGUUUUCAGCAUCGGCUCAGAUUUCAUGACAAAAUGGAGAGUGACACAGCUGCAGAAACAACCCAAACAAGUGUGCCGGUAUGUUUACGAUCUUCUUAGUGCUGAGUGCACUCCACUCAACGGCUCCUGGAUUGAUCCAAAUGAUCCACGCAUGUUCAACGGUGAAUACAAUGAACUUCUUCCCGAAUGGGCAGCGAGUAAUUUUAGUAAUAUCUCCAAUUCAUCGGGUAUAGUAGAGAAAGCAUGGACUACCGAUGAGACAGCUCCGCCUUUUGAGAUGUGGCAGACAGUGUUGAUAGCCCUAGGUUUGGCAUCGUGCAUUGUCCUAACAAUCGGGGGUAAUAUUUUGGUGCUAUUAGCCUUUAUCGUCGACAGAACCAUCAGACAACCGAGCAAUUACUUCAUCGCCUCGUUAGCUGCAACAGACAUGCUUAUCGGAACUGUAUCAAUGCCGUUCUACACCGUCUACGUGCUAAUGGGUUCCUGGGAUCUUGGCCCAUUGCUCUGUGACCUAUGGCUCUCUGUGGAUUACACAGUAUGUCUCGUAUCACAAUACACCGUCCUUUUAAUCACCAUAGAUCGAUUUUGCUCCGUCAAGAUAGCCGCUAAGUACAGAGGCUGGAGAACCAAGAAUCGCGUGAUAUGGAUGGUUACCAUAACGUGGAUUAUUCCAGCGCUUUUAUUUUUUAUCAGUAUAUUCGGGUGGGAGCACUUUGUUGGCUACAGAAAUCUUAAGCCAAACGAGUGCGCGGUACAGUUCUUGAAGGAUCCAGUAUUCAACACUGCCCUCAUCAUUGGUUACUACUGGACUACAUUAGUUGUUCUCUUCAUUCUUUACGGUGGAAUCUAUAAAACUGCUUAUGACAUGCAGAAGAAGAGUGAAGCGAAGCAGAGGAAAAUGCAAUCGAUGGUGGCACUGAGCGCUGGUGCGAUGUCAGGUAUGGCCGGUAGGGCAGCGGGAAUUGGAAUCUCGAAGACUCAGAGUACGAUGCUUAGCCAGGAUAAGCCUAAAAGUAGUAUUGGAGGUGGUACACAGGGGGCUGAGGGUAAUCCCGACGGUCAGGCGGACGAUAACAAAGAUGGGACGGAUACUUUGAACGCGAGAAUGUCCUCGUCGCAGUUAUCACAGAGUAAAGAUUCGUCGAACAAACCAACUUCGAAUAAUACCACGCAAUCGGAGAUGGAGAAAUCCGAACGAUCAAGCAGUCCGGCUUUUGAUUCUGACGAGGAGAGCACAGCAGGGGCUGUUACAUCGUCUCAGCAAGCUGCUAAUCUGAGAAAAAAGUCGUCAGUGGCUGGACUGAUGGUGCAGGCCGGUGCUCUGCAUGCAUUUGCCACUAACGGAAAGAUGAAUGGCAUCGUGCCAGUCAAAGUGGAGAUGAAUCCUUUGAUGAGGAAACCAUCGCCGACGACAUUGGAGCCUUCAGCAGCACUAAAGACACAGACACUGCCGAAGAUCCAGGAGAACAGCCUCGUCGAGACUGAGAAUCUUCUUGAUCAGUCCAUCGAGCACGACAAGUCCAGCAGCACUCUUACACCAGAGCAGUCCCUCCGAUCUAACGUCGCUGAGGUAAAUCGAUGCAUCGGGCUCAUUGAGGAGACACCACCAUCAGAAGUCAAAAAUAAAAGUACAUCAUCGAGCAGUCAACAGAUCAUCAUCUCACCACCUACACAAUUUCGCGGUAGCUCACCAGCAUCAGAUAGCCAGACUUCAACAGCAUCCUCAACAGACAGACCAAAGUCCCUAUCAACAGGUGGCCCAGGUACGUACGACAUAUUGACUGGUCUGGAUGGUGCAGAUUUGAGAUACAUGGACGAAAGUUCUGUGAUCGUACCAAGUCCAUCCUUUGAAAGUCCACCAUCAUCCUUUUCCUGUAGUCUUGCUAAUCCUCUAUCAACAGCUCCAUCAUCACCAUUGUUGGGACACACUGGUACAUCAGCGGCCAACACCAGUUUGCUACAAGCUGCCCUUAUAAGAGCAACACAACAGCAAACUGGUACAAUCCAACCAUUCAAUUAUCCUCAAUUCAUUAAUGCAUCCUGUCAAACUCAUCCACCACGUGUUUUUACCACACACCAUACCAAUGCCUCAUCACAAACUUCCCCUAUAGUUAGCAAGGUGAACACCGAGGUGACAGUAAAGGAGGAUACCAAACGACAACCAGUCACAACUGUUGUCAAUACGCCAAUUGGAUCGUCAAACAGCACAACGACUGAUCUGAAAACGAACAAUCCACCCCAGUUGUCAUCAUCAAGUAGUGCUGCACCAACUGUUGUACCAGCAGCAGCUUUAUCCUCAUCUGCCGAUCCUAAGAGACAGUCGAAGAAGGAGGAUGAGCAAGAAGGAAGUGGUGGCUCAAGGAGGGACUUUGUCAAAUCAAUUGGCAAGAGGUUAAAAGCUAAAACAGCUAAGAAAGAUCUCAUGUUUGGUAGACAAAAAUCGAGGACCGAGAAUCGUGCACGUAAGGCUUUCCGUACAAUUUCUUUUAUCUUGGGAGCUUUCGUUGCCUGUUGGACGCCGUAUCAUGUCAUGGCAUUGGUCGAGGGCUUCUGCACCCAUCGGCCAUGCACCAAUGAGCAUCUCUACAUGUUUUCAUAUUUUCUAUGCUAUGCCAAUAGCCCUAUGAAUCCUUUCUGCUAUGCUUUGGCUAAUCAGCAAUUCAAGAAGACAUUUACUAGAAUACUCAAGGGGGAUUUCCACAUGACGUAAGACAUUAGUCUCAUCCUUUUGUAAUGCAGUGAGCUAUACGUCAAAAUAAAACAAUACAAACAUUGAGGGAGAAAAAAUUGAUCAAACACACAUUUGGCACAAUAAUCAAACGAUAUUAUACAUUGGGGGUAUGGUGUAUGGACAAUAAUUUCGUCAAGUCUUUUUAUUAUCGUAGAUUGGUAGUUAGUCAUGAAUAAUCUGGUUUCAUUAAGAGCAACAGAACACAAUAUGUUCGAUGAUUCAGCUUGUAAAUAUAAAAGAGGUAAGAAUGAGUGAAAUACGUUUUAAGACCUAAAAUCAAAGGUGUACAUAAUGUAUAUGUAAUGUGUGUAUAUUUGUUUAUCAAUUAAAGCGCCAAAGGACGCGCUUUUAUGUAACACUGCAGCAGUUAAUACCAGUGAUUGAAUCGAUAAUACUUGUUUAAUCCUAAUGCUUUGUAAGCUAUAAUUAAUAGGCAUGUAAUAGUUAACGUAAAACAUUUGAUGAUUACCGUAGAACUUGAAAUAACUGUAAAUUAACUGUAUAUUAUAGUUCCGUCGAGCUUUAUCUAUGAAGCUCGUUACGAAAGACGAAAAGUGAAAUAGACAUUUUGCGAAUGCAUUAAGAUCUAAGCGUUUAUUUAUGUUGUGAAAGAAACAAUAAUAUCUUGAAAUUAAAUCAACACAUACACAGAAUCUAUUGAGAUAAUCACGGAUUUGGUGAUGGUGGAUCAGCUGAUCCGAUUUCUUGGUCUGUAUGCACUGCCGGAUGUGGCCUACCUCGAAAAGGCGCCUUUAUCUUUCAACAAACAAACGAACUUCCGAAAUCCGUGAUCAUCUCGACGCAGCGUCAUACACAAACAAUAAGGUAAAACAAACAAAAACAGACAGUAUUGUUUACAUUCAUUGAGCCCCAUGUAGGUGUCAUCGAGGAUCAAUACACGGUAUGUAACCCAGUCACGAGGAUUGGUACGCUAUUACCAACUACCCCGUGUCAAUCCUUUUGUGUAUUUGUGAUAGGAUAGGUGGGCGAAGAAACCAUUCCACAAAUGCAGACUGGUCAACCCAGGUGGGUAAGUGUUGAAGGACUGUGGAUGAGUGCCUCGCCCAUUCUGAGCCCCAUGACGGCUAGGCCCUCACAAUAAUCUCUUUCACACACUCCACGGUGGUUGAAUCCUCCACACAACAACUUUUACGCUUAACUUCUCAGUCCAACGGGAGAAAAUCGAUAAUAGAUGUAGAACAGUAAUGGACCGUGUAUCACUGUCCCAUCCUUCUCGUUUACCUUUUGUGGAAAAAAAAUGCUUAUAAUCGUAUUAUGCUGUUUCAAUUAUAUUGGCAGACACGUCGUACACACAGAAAUCAUUUCUAGCUUAAUCAAUUUCUUUUUGUUUCACUUCGCUGGUCGAAGUCUCCCAAUUCAUACUUGAUUUUUAUUAUUUCUCUUUUUAUUCCAUCGCGGGUUUCAUUAAUGUAGACAUUAUGAUGUAGAAUCGUUCAUUUGGAAAGUGUCAAUUGAAUCGAUCAACAAUUGUUAUCGACUCUUUUGUAAAUAUAAACCUGUAGUGGAAUGAUACGUAAGUUAUUAUAUUAAAGGUAUCAUGUUGUUUAGAAUUAUUAUGUACUAGGGGGUGUAGAGUUAUCAGAUUUAUUGACUAGAGCUCGUAGUUGUAGGCAGUUUGUAAUUUGCGACACUGCGGCCAAGCACCAUGAUGAGCCUAUAGCUAAUGGGUGUAAUGUCAUUUAGCUAUUAUUUAUGGUUAUUGAGGAAAAAUUAUAUAGGUGAUUAUGGAGAGAGAGGGGACGUUAAAGGGUAUCAUUUUUUUAUCUCCAACUCUACCUCAUUAAUCGAAAAAUUGUAAUGUAUAUGCAGGCCUCUUAAUUUUUUCAUUCAAUUAACAUUAAAAAGAUGAAGAUUAUUUCGUAUGAAAAAUAUAAAGACGCAACUAUUUGCUUUCAAUUUGGUAUUCAUUGGUUUGCAUAGAAAACUCCGAAAUUAUGAAAAUGCACAUCUAUGGAUACAUUUGGGACUGGCGAUGUUAAUUCGUCACUCUCCGGCGUUCAUUGGCCUAAAUCAUUGAAAUUUACAACGCUUCUACGCUUUACUCUGCGUAGCCGUGUCACCAUGGUAAUUAAUACGAUGAGAGUAUGUACAGCAUUCAAACAUAUGUAGAUUGAUUUUUAAAAAAAUCAAUCAAAGAGUAAAAUAAUUGAUUGUGGUAAUGAAGAAGACUAUGAAUAGUCGAAUUUAGGACUAUGUGUAAAUAAUUGAGAAAAGGAUACUCUGAUGCAUGAGACUAUGUUCUGUGCGUGCUUUGCCCGACAAUCUCAUGAUACGCAUAUAAUGAUAGAGCAAUUAUUAAUAAUAAACAACCAUUUCAUGUGAUCGCAAGUACUCUGAGAUUGUACUUGUACGAAUUUUAAUUUUCGCGCUGAAGAGAUGGAUAAUAAACCAGGUUCAAAGUAGCAUAAGCUCCUAUUAUUAUUAAUACUCGUUAAUGAAGUAGUCAUUGUUUUUCAUUUGUAAUGCAUCGCAGCAUUGAAGUGGUAUAUACUUAGAGAAUUCGGAAAUGUACGUAA